This is a messenger RNA of Limulus polyphemus (Atlantic horseshoe crab), 2678 nucleotides long. Its product is annotated as aryl hydrocarbon receptor-like. Gene Ontology annotation, biological process: regulation of transcription by RNA polymerase II. Lineage: Eukaryota; Metazoa; Arthropoda; Merostomata; Xiphosura; Limulidae. Bases 292 to 2640 code for a protein of 782 amino acids. Gene Ontology annotation, molecular function: nuclear receptor activity; transcription cis-regulatory region binding; protein dimerization activity. Gene Ontology annotation, cellular component: nucleus; aryl hydrocarbon receptor complex. The transcript is spliced from 12 exons. The record is from RefSeq and is a predicted model, not a curated record.
UCUACUGCUAGAUUUUCUCACCUCUACAGAGAGAAGUGCACCUUUCAACAGUGUUUCUAGCCGUUCUACAAAGGACGACUUACCCUGUUAAAUACCACCAAGUUUUAAAGUGUUUUCAGUCUCCCAACGCAACUAACUCGUUCAAGUGCUCCUUACCUCGGCAGGUGACUGGACACCAGUAGGCUCGGGGCAAUCUCAAGUGUCGUGCGUGGCGCGUGCUAAUCACUCGCGAGUCACCUGCCACGAUGCUCGGCUGAUUUUCAUACAGUAUCCGAGAGACUGUUCAAAAAGAUGAAUCACCUAAGUACCAUGUAUGCCACUAAACGAAGGAGGCGAAACAGCAAAAGUGUUCGAGUACCACCUAAGGACGGACAGACCAAGUCAAACCCCAGCAAAAGACACAGAGAACGUCUUAAUGCCGAGUUAGAAAACAUAGCAAGUUUACUUCCGUUCGAACAGAACGUGUUGUCUAAACUGGACAAACUGUCAAUACUUCGACUCAGUGUUAGCUACUUACGCACGAAGAGUUACUUCCAAGCUGCAAGCCUCUUGUUGAAAGAACGUCAAGGUCAAGAACCCGGCCACAAACCGAGGGAACUGCUUUAUCAGGAAUCUCUCUUAGAAGGCAACAUGAUUUUACAGGCUCUCAACGGUUUCCUGCUGAUUUUGACGUGCGAAGGAGAAGUUUUUUACGCCUCCCACACCGUAGAAACAUACCUGGGUUUUCAUCAGUCGGAUAUUUGUCACCAAAGUGUCUACGAACUUGUGCACUCCGAAGACCGAGAAGAACUACAGCGCCACCUCAUGUGGAAUUCCCGUUUAUCUGCAGAUCAUAGUGGUCUCUCAUUGCAAGAAAUUUUAUCAUCAGCAAAACACUUAGAAGACUUAGAACGAAACUUCACGGUAAGAUUUCGAUGUCUUCUGGACAACACCUCAGGGUUUUUGCGACUGGAUAUCCGUGGAAGGAUCAAAAUUCUACACGGUCAACACCACAAAACUGAAGACCCACCCCUGGCUUUAUUUGCUGUCUGCACGCCGUUCGGUCCCCCGUCGUUGUUGGAGAUGCCUCACAAGGAAUCCAUGUUUAAGAGCAAACACAAACUCGAUCUCUCUCUAGUCUCCAUGGAUCAGAGGGGGAAGCAGCUCCUAGGAUACGCAGAUACAGAACUAGCCAAUAAGGGAGGUUAUGAUCUAGUCCACUACGACGACCUUGCUUAUGUCGCCAAUGCACAUCAAGAAUUACUGAAGACUGGUGCAUCUGGUCUCAUAGCAUACAGGUUGGUAAAAAAAGAUGGAAAAUGGCAGUGGCUUCAGACAAGUGCAAGAUUGGUCUACAAGAACAGCAAGCCCGACUUCAUUCUGUGCACCCACAGGCCUCUCAUGGAAGAAGAAGGUCGAGACCUUCUCGGAAAGAGAACCAUGGACUUUAAAGUCACUUAUCUUGAUGGUGGCUUAAAUGCCAUAACUGACCGCAGCGGACUCUUAUCAGACAGUGACUUUGUUCUUCGCUGUCAGCGGACCCGGAAGUAUAAAUCUCAAAUCAGGGAUCUUCUCUCCACGUGCCGCAAAUGGAAGGUCCCACAUAACCCCUAUUUAGAAGAACCGAGCUAUAACGUCUACCCUUAUCCAACGGACAACGUAAACGGACUUGCUCCUUAUGCAGCGGCAGCAAUGCCACAGAAUAUUUUUUCAAGCAUUGAUAACUCCCGGUUCCUAAGUCCCGAAAAUUAUCUUCAUUAUCGUCAUCUGGGUGGCUGCUACCCGGAGUAUAGUCACCAUGCUGCUCAGUACACAAGUAACGGAUUUCUGGACAUGAGCUCUGCGGCGGCGAGGACUUGUUUUCCCACUGCUUAUCCGGACGGUUCCCAGCUCGCUAAGGACAAUAAGAUAUACCAUUGUCAGUUGGAUGCCACAAAGUUUAACGGAGAAGCUCCCCAUCUGGUUCAACAAAUGGGUGCCAAACCGUCCUGUUGUGAGGGAUACCCUCAAACUAAUGACCCUAGUGCUCAGCUGAGGGGCUGUCUCAUGAGUGCAUCUAGUGGUGGUAUUCAACCUUUAUUAUCUUCCUUAGAAAGAGACCCUGCCAAGAUCGGGAACCUAAACUUUGGCCUGUCCGGAGUGCCGGUGUCCGUAGGGACAGACUGUAUUAACGUGAUCAGACCCAAAACCACAACAGUACACAAUCAUUUACGAGAUUCUCAGCAGUUUUCUAAAGAUAGUGUCAAAAUUGAUAACGAACCUUUACAACCGUCCAGCUUCUCUGCCUUCACGAAUGAUACGAGGCAGAGCGUGCUAAUGUGGGGAAAUUCUUUUCCCCGUUCAUGUGGUGGUCACAAUAGUGGAGCACGGUCAUCACUAUUUGACGGGAAAUUUCCGAGCUACAUCAACCACAUGGAAGGCAUGGGUAAAACUACAGAAAUGAUCACGAACGGUUCAGCAGCUUGUAAAUGGAGCAACAGCCCAUCGAUCUCUCGGUCCUCUUCCCCUAACAAGAACUCUAGUCCCUGCACAACCAAGACGAUGACUCCAGUUCACUAUGGAGGGACGGCUAUGUCCGUUUAUGGUGCAGAGAUGGGUCAGGAGGCCUGGACAGUAGAGCACCUUAGCCCAUGGAGACCACAUCUACCUUCUCUUGGCUAGAUUGGAAAAUGGCCGACCACCAUCGGUCAAGCCUGACG